Molecule: messenger RNA, 1239 nt
Organism: Mercurialis annua (annual mercury)
Lineage: Eukaryota; Viridiplantae; Streptophyta; Magnoliopsida; Malpighiales; Euphorbiaceae
Exons: 2
Coding region: 245-1177 (310 amino acids)
Source: RefSeq, a predicted model, not a curated record
ACUCAUUAUUUAUAAACACAUACUAUUAUAUAAAGCUCUAACGUAACACCUCCCUAACCUAAACAUAUCCUUGAACCUGAAAACUAAUUCCUCCCUUUGCAGCCGUCCCAACCACCGCUCCGCAUCCCCUCACCGCUCCACUUACCGCUUCCGUCUUCUCCUUUGCCACCACUUCUCUGCAUCGAGCCACCGCUGCCGCCUACUCCCUAGAGCCACCGCUGCCGCCUGCUCUCCAACAUAAUUUAUGGACACAACAUGUGAAUUAGUUUCUCCGUCUCAUCCCUGGCUUGCUAUUCGUUACAGCAAGGACGAAACAUACAUAAAAGAGGGGAAUAUUCUGUUCAAUUUAUCCGACAAUAAAUGUUAUAAAGAUAUCAUCCCCGACGUGCAAGAUAAAGUGAUAUGUACUAGUUUUAGAGGAUGGUUUAUGUUGAAAGACGACCGCGAGUCAAAAGAUUAUUAUCUUUUGAAUCCUAUAUUAACGAAGAAAAUUGAGCUUCCGUCUUUAGAAUGUGGUGAAGAAGAUAUUUUUUAUAUUUUAUCAUCGUCUCCGCUUAAUUCUAAUUGUUAUGUGUUGUGUAUUAGCAAUACGGAGAAGGCGAUAUGGUUUUGUCAACCAGGUGAUGAGAAAUUUAUCAAGCGAGAAUUUUUUGAGCCGUUGUAUUCUCCGACAAUGUUUCAAGGGAAGUUGUACUGUGCAACCGUAUCAUAUCAACUGGUGGUUAUAGAUUUUAAAGGGCCAGAGCUUGAAUUCACUGCAAUUAGUACGGAGCAUGAUCACUUUGAUAUUUUUGGUGGUACAUUAUUUUCAAGAAUGAGAAACCAAAAUUAUCUGAUUGAAUUUCAUGACGAGCUCUUGUAUGUUUCUAAGAUUUACUACGGGUUUUAUAAUGACGACGUGGCGACAUUUAUUGUUUCUAAAUUUGACGUGUCAAGGAAUCGGUGGAUGAAAAUGGAUAGUAUUGGAAAUUGGACAAUAUUUCUCUCUUUUGAAAGGGGAACCUGUUGCAUUACAGGAGAAACAACAAGAGUGAAGAAGAAUUCAAUCUAUUUUGUGAAUAUGGCGGAGGAUAGAUGUUUGUAUGUUUAUGAUAUAAAAGACAAUAGUAUGUCAAUGUCUUUACCUUGUGAUGUAGAUAUAUGUGGAUUUGAAUGGGUAAAAUUCGUUGAUCAUUGAAGUCCUUGUAUACCUCUUUCUGGUAAGUUAGUUAUUUUUAUUUAGUAAGUUUAAUAAUUUAU